Botrytis cinerea B05.10 is the source of this 2418-nucleotide messenger RNA. RefSeq lists its product as hypothetical. The transcript has 2 exons. Gene Ontology annotation, molecular function: monooxygenase activity; FAD binding; lyase activity. The record is from RefSeq and is a predicted model, not a curated record. NCBI's taxonomy places the organism in Eukaryota, Fungi, Ascomycota, Leotiomycetes, Helotiales, Sclerotiniaceae. Bases 232 to 2295 code for a protein of 687 amino acids.
GGAGCUAAUCAAGUUCCGAUUCGAAAACAAAUGGCUAUGUUCCGGCAGGAAAGUCAGUGAACGGACUUCACCUCGGAGAUUUUGUGUCCAUGAGAAUAUGCUUAUGUUUAACCUUCUGACUUCUCGUGAGAAUACUGACGACAAUCAUCAAAUCCCACGUCUAGCAGUACCAGAAAGCAAAUUCACUUCCGAGGUGUUUUGAUCUCCAUACUGUAGAAUAUCGAAUUAACUAUGACUACCAACGACAACACUAACGACCAGUACAAACCUUUAAAGGUAUUGAUAGCGGGUGGUGGGAUUGGAGGUCUCUCAGCAGCGAUUUUCCUACGGCAAGCAGGACACAUUGUGGAGAUCUUUGAACAGUCUCGCUUCGCAUCUGAGACUGGUGCAGCAAUACACAUUCCAAGCAAUGUGAACGGUCUGCUAAGAAGGUUUGGCAUGGUGCCAGAGGAUCAUGGCGCAAAUCAGACAGAAUGGGUAUCGGAAUAUCGACCGGACGGAGAAUUGGUAUUUUCCAAAGAUGUGAGAGGUCUAUCAAAGGUCUUUCCAUACCCUUGGCAAUUUAUUCACAGAGUAGACCUUCACAAUGCACUGAAAGACAUUGCUACUUCCACAGAAGGCAAAGGAACGCCAGCAAUUCUGCAUACUCGAAGCAGGGUUGCGUCUGUUGAUGUUGACACUCCAUCUCUAACUUUGGAGAAUGGAUCUACUCACACGGGCGAUUUCAUAAUCGCUGCAGAUGGCAUUCAUUCAAAGAUCAGAUCUUUACUUUCGAAGGAUCUUCCGCCGCCAGAGUCAUCUGGAACCAACGCUUUCAGAUUCUUGAUUCCAAUCGAUGAGAUUCGAGCGGAUCCUAAGACAGCACAUUUCGUUGAGAAAAAUGGACAGCUACUCCUACUUUACGGAAAGGAUCGAAGACUAGUUGCGUAUCCAUGUAGAAACAAUACUUUGUUAAAUUUUGUGGCACUGCAUCCGGAAGAAGAAACGGAAGCUAGUUCAGAAGAGUGGAGUCAAAGUGCAUCCAAAGACACCCUGUUGAGUUGUUACACUUCAUUUAAAGAUGAUGUCCAAGCCCUACUAGCCAAAGCUUCCGCUGAAGAUAUCAAACUGUGGAAUUUACUGGAUCACGAGGAAAUGGGGAGAGAAAAUUGGGUUCACGGGAAAGUGGCACUCCUUGGGGAUGCAGCUCAUGGAUUUCUUCCACACCAAGGACAAGGCGGUGCCCAGGCAAUAGAAGAUAGUGCAGCAAUUGGAGCUUUGUUUCCUUUGGGUACUCGACCAUCUGAAAUCCAGCAACGUUUGAAGCUUUACGUCCAAGCCAGAUACGAUCGUGCUACACUCGUACAAGACUACAGUCGCCAAGCUGCGUUUAAGACUGCUCGUGGAAAGCAUGGAGGAGAGGUUAUAGAUCCCAUGCAAUUUAUGCAGACAAACCUAUCACAUGAUGCUUACGAUCAUGCGCAUGGAAUUUUGAUUCGGGAUUUGAACAAAAGCGCUCUGUACCGAAGGAUGCCAAUGUCCUUUGGGCCUAGUCCAGGCCCAAGACAAGAUCUCAAUGGAAGACAAAGAGGGGUGUUGAAGGCGACAUACAAAACAAGUUAUAUCACCUUCAAAACAUACAAGAGUUAUCUAUCGACUCUUUUGCCAUCCGGUGAUUUCCAAUUUAGUACAGAGGGUAUGUGGGCAACUGCCACAUUUUCAGUCACACGCUUGGGAAAUCUGGAGUGGCUUGGAGGUCGGGGAUAUUCGCUGCUGGGGUUAUAUGUUCAUGAUAUCGUACAUAAGAAUUCCUCGGACAGCAAUUCUGGUGAUUCGGCCGAAUUGAAAGGUGAUUUCCUACCAGUUCUCUUCGAAAACAUGGCCGAUCCAAUCAUCACUGGCCGAGAAGAGUUAGGCUUCUCGAAGGUCUUCGCAACUUUGGAUGAAAAAACUAGCUCUGAAUCGUCGUUCGUAUUGAGUGCUGGUUGGGAAGGUACCGAAUUUUGUCGCCUGACCUUGAAUGAUUUGGAGGAGACUCCAGAUGCUGAGUCUGCUCUUCAAAAUCCGGUUUUACAUUAUAAGGCCAUUCCAUCAAGUAUGAAAAGGGGACAAGAUGCAGAGUACGCGACAACUUAUCCUUCAAUACCGACAGCGGAGGGAGAAAGGAGAUGGAAGGCUGGAAAGGCUGAAAUUGUAUUUACGGAUCUGGAAAAUGGGGAGUUGGAAAUGGCAUUCCCAACUCUAGCGAACAUAAUUAAGGGAUUAAGGGGUGUCAAAGUUGUAGAGGUCGUAAGAUCGGGAAUUCAAUCUUCCUGAAUCUUAGCUCAAUCUGUCUGUCAUAUUUAGUUAUUUCAAUCUCUUUUCAUCGGAUUCUUGUACUGCUUGUAACGCUAUAGAGAUAUCGACAUUAUCUUCUGUAAAAUUCAUACAAUUAUUUCA